CAUCUUCUCUUUAUAAACCUGAAGGCGAGCAGAGCUGCAUCAAAGGAUGGACACAGAGAUGAUGAAGCCAACCGUGUUGUUGCUGCUGGCCCUGAUGGCUCUGUCUUCAGCCAGUCCUCUGGACAUCAGGAGCAACACAAAAAAGAGACAGGAAUCAGAUCGAAAUGACAGUCCCAAAGCCACAGUGAACUCAUCAGUGGAAAUGGAUCCUCAUCUUGUAACUGUGGCUACGUUCAGACAGCGGAGGCUGGUCAGACAGCAGAGGCUGGUUCAAUCCUCCGCCAGCAUGCCAGAAGGAGGCUCUUUCCUGGAAUGGGUGACCUGGAACAACUCUCUCCCAAACGAUUCAGUUUCCAUUUACAAUCAUUAUGUUAAUCGUACUGAUUAUGUCUGCAAAUACAAGUGUCACGCUGGUUUUUAUACCCCUAGUGAGGGUACUUAUUGCCACUAUGCCGACGCAAAGAAAGAACAUACUGGUUUCCCGUUUGAGGUCCCGGUGAACAAAGACAACUUUGAGAUCCUGGAGUGGAAGGAUGAUUCAUAUGGUUCAGUGCCCAAGAAUUCAGUGAGAACCUGCCCUGGAGAGAACAUGUAUGUAGGGAAGAACAAAUAUGGACUUGGUGAGGUUGAUACUCAAAAUAAGGCCUUCUACUUGCCUUGGAAGGGUUCUGAAUAUUGGUACAAUUACUACCAGGUCCUGACCAUCAGUGACAAUAUAGUCAGCCAGCAGAUUGACAAUGUCACAUACAUCACUGAUGGAUCAGAAAUAAUAAAAUAUCCCCCAGAGAUCGUGCUUGAGUCCACCAUCAAGAACUUUGAAUGCCACCCAGUGCUGAGGACAGACACCCUCUCAAAGACGUAUCAGGUGACUCAAAGGUGGGACUUCAGUUUUUCUAUCACAGCUGGGGUUAAAACAACCUUCACAGUUGGCGUCCCCUUCAUUGCUGACGGAAAGAUUGAGGUCAGCCUCGAAACAACGUUCCAGUACUCCAUGGAAAACACUGUGACAGAAAGUAUCACUGAUACUGCUUCUGUGCAGCUCACAGUCCCUCCUAACACAUCCUGCUCUGUUAAUAUGAUGCGGGAUAAGAGCAAGCUUACCAUCCCGUUCACUGCACGCCUCAGACGUACCUAUGGUAACGGGGAGAUUUACACAAAGUCCAUCACUGGGACGUAUAGUGGUGUUCAGGUCAGAAAAGUUGAGGUGGUGCUUGAUAAAUGUGAACCUCUAGACAUCUCUAAUCCAUGUGCAUGAAAUGUAAAGUCCAACAUUAUGUUUGAAAUGAUUUAUCUGCAUGUUUUAUUAACUUCCACGUUUUAAUGAUGACGACACUUUGGCCAAAAGGCAAAUAAAAGCAGUCUCAUAAAUUGAACAUGAUUAUAGAUCUGUGCAUGUAACUUGAUAAAGUGUUGAACUAGAAUAAAAUGACAUGAUGGCAUUUUAAA
Messenger RNA from Labrus bergylta (ballan wrasse), 1446 nucleotides. Its product is annotated as natterin-3-like. NCBI's taxonomy places the organism in Eukaryota, Metazoa, Chordata, Actinopteri, Labriformes, Labridae. The record is from RefSeq and is a predicted model, not a curated record.